AUGGCACUGAAAAUAGUCGAAGCCAAAGUGAAUAGCUACAUUCCGUCAUCUGUCAGUUCAAAUAUCAAGGUAGUGAAUUGGAUACCAAAGAAUGAUCUUGCUCACAGGGAUAUCAAAGCUUUUGUAUCUCAUAACGGAACCAACAGUUACUAUGAAUCAGCAUAUCAUGGGGUUCCUGUGGUGGCUGUUCCGUUGUUUUUAGACCAAUUCUCUAAUGCCAGGAAAGCAGAAUACUUUGGAAUAGCAACAGUAUUAGAUCACAAAACCAUGGAUGCUGAAAAGCUCUUUAAGGCCAUAGAGCUUGUGAUGAAUGAACCAACAAUUUUCGAAUUGUUUUAUUUAAGAUUCAAGGAAACAGCCAUGCGCAUUUCUCAUCUGAUGAAAGACAGUCCACGGACUCCCCUAAAGAAAGCUGGAUAGACUGACUGGAUAGAGUAUGUGCUCAGACAUGGUGGGACCCCCCUCAGAGCUCAAGUGUUUAACAUCCCUUGGUACCAGUACUACUUACUUGACGUCACAGCUUUCCUUGUUGCCAUAGUAGCGAUAAUUGUCAUGGUGAUAAGAUUGGCAUGUCGAUGCCUGUGUCGUAUAUGCUGUAAAAGGAGAGUUGGCAAAACUAAAAACGAUUAA
Messenger RNA from Pocillopora damicornis (cauliflower coral), 630 nucleotides. Its product is annotated as UDP-glucuronosyltransferase 2B20-like. The record is from RefSeq and is a predicted model, not a curated record. NCBI's taxonomy places the organism in Eukaryota, Metazoa, Cnidaria, Anthozoa, Scleractinia, Pocilloporidae.